Messenger RNA from Dioscorea cayenensis subsp. rotundata (Guinea yam), 1268 nucleotides. Its product is annotated as TLC domain-containing protein 2. Gene Ontology annotation, biological process: regulation of membrane lipid distribution; plasma membrane organization; membrane assembly. NCBI's taxonomy places the organism in Eukaryota, Viridiplantae, Streptophyta, Magnoliopsida, Dioscoreales, Dioscoreaceae. The coding region runs from base 139 to 960 and encodes 273 amino acids. Gene Ontology annotation, cellular component: plasma membrane. The transcript has 3 exons. The record is from RefSeq and is a predicted model, not a curated record.
CCCCGGAUUCCCACGAUAGAAUUUGGAUUCGGGUUGUGUCUAUACAAAUCCGACCCGUUCAAAGUAGUUCUCGCGAUAACUCAGCCGAGAAGCAAAGAAGCUCAAGCUCCACAGAGAGAGAGAGAGAGAGAGAGAGAGAUGGCGAGAGGGAAUGGGGGAGACGUCGUUGGGGUGUUUUUCAUGGCGACGCUGGUUCUCUGGGCAGUCUCCGUGGCGUACGAGAUCGUCUUCAACAAAAGGAGAGAGCUUGUCGCCAUUGUUGUUGGCUUUGGGUUCUACCAAGCUGCAAACUGGGCCAUUCGCUUCUUUGUCUCCAGAGAUCCUCUCUUUGUCAAUACCUCUGUUUCCUUGCUUCACUCUACGAUUACCUCUGUGUCUGUUGUUCCUGUUCUGGUUAAUCAAUUAGUGAUCAGGGGUCUUGACAACACAUUUGUACAUGUGCAAUUGGUCAAUGGCACCUGGCUAGGUGCGUAUUCAGCUUUGUGUGUUUCCUGUGGUUACUUUGCUUAUGACCAAUGGGACAUGCUCCGUUAUCGGCUAUAUACUGGUUGGAUUCCUUCAAUCCUUUUGCAUCAUCUGAUACUGCUGGUCUGUUUCACACUCGCUUUAUACCGGAAAGUUGCCAUCAACUAUCUUAUUCUUACUCUAGUUUGUGAGCUUCAUUCCAUCUUUCUUCAUGUAAGAAAAGUACGGCGAAUGGCUGGGCUUCGUGAUGCCAAGAGUCGAGUAGUAAGAGUGGAAUGGAUGCUUAACUGGGCAAUGUUCAUUUUAGCAAGGGUUGUCUGCCACAUCUUGAUUACAUACAAGCUCAUUGUCGAUGCCCCUAAGUUUGAGAAAGGGAUCGUACUCCCACUGGCUCUCUUUGGCAUGGCAGGAAUGAAUCUGCUCAAUGUUUUUCUCGGCCUAGAUCUCUUCAAAGCAUUCAAGCGAGAGAGGAACCAGCAGCCACAUCGGGACUGAAUGUUUUUCUUCUUUUGAUUGGUAUAAACAGUGAGAAACAUGAGAUCAGAGAUAUACUGUUAUGGAGCCCCUCCUUACGACCAUACAUUCUGCCAACAGAAAGGUCAGUUGUGUUCUGCUAAUUUGUUUCCUGAGUAUACCAAGAAGAUAUGGAGCUUCAUGUCAUGAAUCCAAUUGAAAAUUAUUUCUGCAUUUUGAUAUACUGGAGCUUGACAUUUUUAUAUAGUGAAGCUUGUCACUUAAUUGAAAAUGUAAAGUGUGGCAUUUAUAUAUAUGAUUUUCUGCUUAUCAAUGGAACAGUUUACACA